Messenger RNA from Polistes dominula (European paper wasp), 2506 nucleotides. It is a transcript of the gene l(2)dtl, whose product is annotated as WD40 domain-containing protein denticleless. Gene Ontology annotation, cellular component: nucleus. Gene Ontology annotation, biological process: mitotic G2 DNA damage checkpoint signaling; proteasome-mediated ubiquitin-dependent protein catabolic process. The record is from RefSeq and is a predicted model, not a curated record. NCBI's taxonomy places the organism in Eukaryota, Metazoa, Arthropoda, Insecta, Hymenoptera, Vespidae. Gene Ontology annotation, molecular function: protein-macromolecule adaptor activity; protein binding.
AAAAAAUAAGUAUACAUGAAAUCAAAGUUAGGUAACAGUCGUUACAUAUGUACUAACCAAAUUUUGCGAGGUAGGAGACGUAACAAGUUUUCGCGCGUAGAAUAUUGGACGUAUGAAUUAUUGUGUUUAAUGAUUUAAUAAAGAGAACUUUUAAUUAACACAAAAUUACAAUGAAUAUAGUGCAAAAUAUUACGAAACGUUGGGAGGGUUUUGAAUUUGUACGGGAUUAUGACAUAGCACUGUAUCGUUUAAAAUGCCUUCGUAAUGAUUUAUACCAUGGAAUAUCUUCGAAUAUAAAUGCACAGCAUUAUAAUUCAGUACCACCGGUUUUUGCUUGUCGUUUUUGUAUAAAGAAAGGGUACGAGCAAAUUCUUGCCUUAGCAAAUGAAGAUGGAAGAGUUGCUUUACAAGAUAUAAAUAUUAGAAAAAGGCAUGAUACACCAUUAGAAGGAACACAAGCACAUGGUAAUGCAAUAUUUGAUGUUGCAUGGAUGCCUAAUGAUUUAAAGUUAGUAACAGUAUCAGGAGAUCACAGCGCAAAAUUAUGGGAUGUAUCCCAAUCUGAAAUAAAACAAAUCGAUAUCUUCCAGGCUCAUUUGCGUAGUGUAAAAACUGCAGUAUUUCGUCCCGAAGAUAAAGCAAUUUUUGCCACAGGUGCUCGUGAUGGAAUUAUAAUGAUUUGGGAUAUAAGAGCAAGACAUAGUGCUCAACUUAAAGCAGAUAAUUGUAUAUUUAAUGCACAUAGUAGCGUAUCCGUUAGUAAUAAGCAUCGUAAAAAUCGCAAUCACCUAUCUUGUACGCAAAGUAUUACCAGUCUUGGUUUUCAAGAUGAUAAUUCAUUAAUAUCGUGUGCUGCCGGUGAUGGAGUAAUCAAAGUUUGGGAUUUAAGAAAAAACUAUACCGUUUACAAAAGAGAUGCGAUGCCUAAACAUUCAAUGUAUUAUGCAGGAAGUAGCCUAAGAAAUGGAUUUUCCUCAUUGUUAAUAUGUCCAGCUAGAAUUACAUUAUAUGCUAGUUGUAUGGAUAAUGUUAUAUAUGCAUAUAAUAUAUCUUCUUAUAAUACGUAUCCAGUUGCACAAUUUUAUGGACAUCAAAAUAGUACAUAUUAUGUAAAGACUUCUUUAAGUCCUGAUGGAAGAUACCUUACUAGUGGUUCUAGUGAUGAAAUUGCUUAUAUCUGGCAUACUAAGCGAUCUGGUGAGCCUAUAAUUAAACUUAGUGGUCAUACAGAAGAAGUUACUUGUAUUGCAUGGUGCACUGUUGGAGAAACCAAGAUAGUAACUUGUUCGGAUGAUUCGUGUCAUAUGAUAUGGAGAAUUAUAGCUGAAAAUACAACAGAAAAUGCAGAAUUAGAAAUAGUAGGUAGAGCAGAGCCUGUUUCCAGUGCAAUCUCCUUAGGAAAUUUGAAAACGGAGACAACACCGACUACCCACCAGCGGUAUACGUUAACACAAGAUCAUACUCCUGGAUCAUCAGAUAGGACACCAAAUAGUACACCAGGGUCUACUGAAUCAAAUAAUGUAUAUGCGGGACAUAAGCAUAGACAAAGUAAUAGCAGUAGUUUUAAAAGAACUUAUACACAAAUGACACUUAAAGGAUCGUACUCGGACGGAAAAUUGAAAACCAGUUUAUCUCCUAUUCAUGAAAAUUCAGAAACUAGAAUAAAACGCCCACACAUAGAAAAUCGUGGUGCUAGAAGGCUUUUUAGCCAAAGUACUGAUAAAACUACUAUUUGUGAUAAGGGUUACAACUUCGAUAAACCAAGUACAAGUUCAUAUGUACCAAAACUUGAAACAACCAUUUCAGAAAGUAACGUCUCAGAAAGUACCAUUUCAGAAAAUAACGUCUCAGAAAGUACUAGUUCAGAAAAUAACGUCUCAGAAAGUACCAGUUCAUCAAUUUCAUUUUUACCUAUAUCAAAUCUGCCAAAUUUUGUGAUAGAUGGAACAGCGCCUCACCUACUUCAAAUCUCUCCUGAAAAGUACAAGGAAAGAGUCGAUUGGUUAACAAAAAUACGAGAGAAAUUUAAAGACCAAAAAAGUAAAUCAUCCACAAAUAAACUGUCUAGUUCUAAAGUGAUUACACCUGCACAUAGAAGUAGUAGAUCUAGAUCAAUGGAACCAAAAGGAUGCAAAACUUCUGCGUCUCCCACUCCAUCUUUACUCAAUUUCUUUAAAGUUAAUAAUAGAGAAUGUGAUAAAAAUACUUGUCCUGGAAACUCAAAUACUCUUUCUUAGUUAUCUAUGCAAUGAACGUAAUAAUGUAAUGAAACAUCAAUGGUUUAUCUAAAAAACAUCUUUACAAUAGGAUUGAAAAUACAUGGAGAAGAGAGUUGAGCGCGCUUAGUAUUGUUUUUAAUAGUGUACCUUAUAAAACAGUAUUCACCUAAAAUAGAUAAGUAAUUUUAAGGUACUCUUCGUUCCAGUGUAAUUGCCAUUUUUAUCGAUAAUUAUAAGACUAUUUUUUGAUAAGAAUUCAUUAUUAAUAACGAAAAAAAAACUGUAUA